Messenger RNA from Siniperca chuatsi (mandarin fish), 2755 nucleotides. It is a transcript of the gene cldn12, whose product is annotated as claudin 12. The record is from RefSeq and is a predicted model, not a curated record. The transcript is spliced from 3 exons. Lineage: Eukaryota; Metazoa; Chordata; Actinopteri; Centrarchiformes; Sinipercidae. Gene Ontology annotation, cellular component: plasma membrane. Bases 374 to 1423 code for a protein of 349 amino acids.
AUAUUGGUUUACCUCUUCCACCUUACAAAAUACUUUGCUGCAACUGCAACUGAAUGUCAAUAGCAGACCAACUUAUAUGUUUUGCAAUUUAUUAUACUAUUUGAUAUUGGUGAACAAGGAUAUCGCCUACGCAUGCGUGAAGCACCUGUUAGACAACCCUGAGGGCGGACACACAGCCUCUAUUUUGAGACCACAUCCUGUUUACGCUCCCAUCUAAGUUACUGUACUGUACUGUGUGAAAAGGCUCUGGUUUGGUUUGGGUCCUUGUGUGUAAAGGGGUACCAGGCUGACAUGCCACCGACUUCGAUCUAAACACCAUUGAACUGCUGGAAAUAUAAGGAAUUCUUCUCGUGGCCUCCUGUCAGCACCCACCAUGUCGUGCCGGGACAUCCACGCCACCAACGCUUUUGCCUUCAUCAUUGCCUUCGUGUCUGUGGGAGGGAUUGCUGUAGCAGCGUUAAUCCCACAGUGGCGUGUAACUAAACUCGUCACCUUCAAUCGUAAUGCCAAGAAUAUCAGCGUGUAUGAUGGGCUGUGGGCUAAAUGUGUGAAACAGGAUGGCUAUUCAGGAUGUUACUACUAUGAUUCAGAGUGGUACUCUAAAGUGGACCAGCUGGAUCUGCGGCUCCUGCAGUUCUGUCUGCCUACAGGCCUGCUGUUCGGUUCUCUAGCCUUGCUGUUGUGCAUGGCAGGAAUGUGUAAGACCUGCUGCUGCUCAGACAAGCCUGAACCAGACAUUAAGACCAUCAGAUUCCUGGUUAACACUGCAGGCUGCCACCUGGUGGCUGGGAUGUUCUUGUUCCUGGGUGGAGCUAUCGCCAUCGCACCCUCAGUGUGGUUCCUGUUCUGCACCAAGGCAAUGAACGUCAGAUAUGACAAUAUUUUCUCUGAUGGCUUUGCUGUCUAUGUAUCUAUAGGCUGCUCUGGAGGACUAAUGCUAGCUUCCCUGCUGAUGUUCAUGUGGUACUGUAUGUGUAAAAAGUUGCCUUCACCCUUCUGGUUGCCCCUGCCCUCCAUGCCUACCUCUCUGUCCACUCAGCCUCUCACUGCCAACGGAUACCCUCCUUCCCCGGUUUAUGCUCCUCAGCCCUUCCCACCACAGACCUAUCCUCCUGCAGUGAUCGACACCCAGCCGUAUGGGCCAUCCCAGGGCUACGCACAAAGUGUGGUUGCCCCUGUACCACCACAGGUGUAUAUGUCUCAGAUUUCUGCUCAAGAUGGGUAUGGUUCAGAGGUGGGAGGGACCCAGGCCUACAGCUACGCUCCUUCACAAAGUUACGCACCCUCGCAGAGCUACGCUCCUUCUCAGGCCUAUGCUCCUUCUCAGGGCUACGCAUCCAGCUACGCAGGCCACCGCUACUCUUCCCGUUCACGGAUGUCUGCCAUAGAAAUCGACAUUCCCGUGCUGACACAAGAACAGUAAGAGAAUAGAGGCUGAUAACAUCAGAACGUUGAAGGCUUCUGUCCAUGAAGUUCACCACUGAUAAAACUAAUAGUAUGAUAGAUUAAAAUUAAUAUUUACAGCCCCUAGAGUAAUAGUUUUAGUCAGUCCAGGUCUGUAAAUUGCUAAUUAUAGAAGAUGAGACCCAGUCAGAAGAACCCUGGAGGUACUAUAUGAAGGAUGAGAUUUUCUUUAAAACGAAGAUCACUAAAGCAUUGGCGCAAACAAUACUGUAUUUAAUUUAGUAUUGUAGAAAGGAGGAAAAAUAAAGUUAUUUGCAGCCACAAAUACUGAAGGACACCUUAACCAACUAGCUUUUUUCACUACUAGCAGAGUAGGACCACUAAACACUAGCCCUAAUUUGCGGCCAAUGGACCAACUUACUAGCUAUAAGCACAGUUACUAGCAUUUGGUAUGUGGCUUAAUAUAAGUUUUCACUCUUGACUUUAGAUUAAAGAAGCCUUUAUACUGGCUGCCAAAAAGCUAGUGACAGCUAGUCAUCAAAAUUAUAUUUUUCUGUUACAUUUGUGUAUGUUGGACACAUUACAUUCAUACUCAAAUGACUUGUCACUUUUGCUUGUGUAAAGCUCACAGUAUGGAGGUCUUCUGUUAUCACUACUGAACAUAACACUGACCAUCAUCAACUUUAAAUUUGGUGGUUCUGAAUGGACAACUACUAACUGCCUCACCUGUUUGUAUCUUUUGUGUCUGUUGUGUAUCAUGUAUUAUAUUGUUGUAAUGUCAGAGUGCCCUGUGAGAAGCAGCUGUUAACAUUUCUAAUGCACUAAUUAUGUGAAUACUGUGCCAGUUUACAUUGCCUUUGUUCACUGACUUUGUUAGCCUCAAGUGUUUUCUAACAUAUUACUUAAUCAUUUAUUGUAACUUGAUACUUUCCCUAAGUGUUUAUGUCAAAAAAGAUGGCAUUAAGAAAUGUGUUAGCUGUGUUAAAUUUACAAAUGCAGAGUUUGAUUACUGUGUGGAAUUGCAUUAUUAUUACAUAAUUAUGAUCUGUAAUGGUAAAAACACUAACAGGAAUGAGAGUGCUGUUCAUCUGCACUCAACAUGUCAGCUGAUUGAUCAGAUGAUUAAAACUUCUGCCAAUUUAACUGGAAGUCCAAUGUCAUAAGGUUGUCAGUGGUGGUAAUAAUUGUUAUUUAAGCCAAAUUUAACUUUAAAUCUUGCCUUUUGUAUGUUUUACAUAAUGACCGCUGAUCAACAUGUCAACAUGAUGUGUUCAUCAUGUUAUUCUACAAUGUUGAGGUCAAUGUUCUUCACUGUCAUCUCUAUUUGUUUUUAUUAAAACAUAAAUCGCAA